Bombus terrestris (buff-tailed bumblebee) is the source of this 12720-nucleotide messenger RNA. Its product is annotated as titin homolog. NCBI's taxonomy places the organism in Eukaryota, Metazoa, Arthropoda, Insecta, Hymenoptera, Apidae. Gene Ontology annotation, biological process: homophilic cell-cell adhesion. The record is from RefSeq and is a predicted model, not a curated record. The transcript is spliced from 17 exons. Gene Ontology annotation, molecular function: calcium ion binding. Gene Ontology annotation, cellular component: plasma membrane. The coding region runs from base 471 to 12047 and encodes 3858 amino acids.
CACGUGAAGUGGUGCGUCCUUCCACAACUCUCGAAAAUGUCGACCCUCGACCACGGCUAAAUCCGCGUGUAAAGUCUAUUCUUUCAUCGAAAUCACGACCUUUCGGUCACGAAACAAAAGUCAAAGACGCAGGAGGGACGACCAUUGUAAAAAGUUUACGUGACGAGUGUUGUUUAUGUUACGUUAAUUGCAAGUGCUUCGUUUAACAGUCUUCUCAUACAGUUACCUCUUAUACAGCUGUUUCGUACGACGUUUUCCAUAUUGUUACUUGCAAGUACGACAAGACAUUGCAAGUAUUGCUCGUUGUUUUAAUAGUUUUAUCGAUUUUGUUAGCGAAUCAUUCAGACGUGGUUCUUCACUGUAACUGAAAUCAGGGUUCUUCGAGGAAGAACGUGAUUCACGUAAAGUGCACGUUAUUGCGUGUAUGAAUUACUUUACGCGGGAAAAAGUAUUCUCGAAGGAUGUGUUAAAUGAACGAUCGAUGGACAACCGCGCAAAAGCAUGUAUUGCUUCAUGAUUUUGCGGUACUGAAUGACUCUGCGAUCAGAAUGCCCUUUGCAGGACAAUGGUGCAAAGUAUGGAUUUAUUUCGGAUUCGUUUUCGCGUGGGCAAAGGGUGCGCGUCCACGCUUUGAUACCUCCACGGACAUGGGAUUAGUUCUAGUUCCAGCGGAUGCUGAAGUAGAUUCUGUCAUUUUUCGACUUCGCGCCACUGACCAGGAUGCAGAUUUCCCACUUGUUUUUGAAAUAACUGCUACCAUCACACCUGUUGUAAGGAUCGACAACCUGCCGUGCACGUUGUAUAACAAAGUGUGUCAAGCUAAUGUAAUACUAACGAAACGGCUAAUGCCCGGCCGCCUUCACGAUUUUGCUGUUAGGGUUAGGGACACGAAAGGAGAUUCGAACUCGAUGCAAGCUACUAUUUCUGUUACGAACGCAACCACCCUUCGUGAUAAAAUAUUCCCGCACAUACCCUCCCUGAUAAUGGUACCCGAGGAUACUAAACCAGGUAAAGAAUUAGAUUAUCUUUUAGUAAGAGCUAAUUCUUGGAGUGGAAAACCCGUUUAUAUCGAACUCUGGCAACCAAAAGAACUUUUCACUAUAAGACAGCGGCAGACACCCACGCAAACACGAGGAAUAAUUACACUAACCGGAGAAUUAGAUUUCGAAACGCAAUCCAUGUACACUCUUACUAUGUAUGCUACGGAUCCCUAUACGGAGCAGGGAAAAGAUACUAGAAAUAUUGCAGGCUUAAGCGUUGUUGUGAUAGUUCAAGAUGUUCAAGAUGUUCCUCCAAUUUUUACGCUAGCCCCUCCCCUCACAAGGAUUAACAAUUCUGUACAACCAGGCGAUAUAAUACUACGAGUGCACGCAGAAGACGGAGAUAAAGGUGUACCGCGUGAAAUCGUGUACGGUCUCGUAUCUGAAGGCAACCCCUUUACCCCAUUUUUUAACAUCUCCGAAACAAAUGGUGAAAUUACACUUGCCAAACCAUUGGAGGAACUUACCCAAAUUACGCACGUUGGAGCACCCGUUGUACUUACGGUGGUUGCUGAAGAAAUAAGAAGAAGCAGAGAAGAACCUCCUGCCCAAGCCACAGUCGUUGACGUUGGCUUUCUUCUUGGAGAGCCGGGAAAUAGUCCACCAUACUUCGAGAGCGAUAAUUACGUUGCCACGAUAGACGAAAAUCCUGAGCCAGGGACUGUGAUAAAUUUUGGUGAACAAUAUUCAGCCAGAGUGAAAGACGAAGAUAUUGGAAAAGCUGGGGUGUUUGCGUUAAAGUUGGAAAAUAACAAUAAUACGUUUGAAAUAAAUCCGACGGUUGCAGAACGCAACGCAGACUUUAUUAUAACCGUUCGAGAUAACACAUUCAUCGAUUAUGAAUUAUACAAAGUUUUAUCGUUCAAGAUUGUAGCUCAGGAAGUUGGUCCAGCCACGAAUCUGUCAGCGUCAGUGCCAGCUACAAUAUUUUUAAGAGAUAUAAACGAUAAUCCGCCAAUAUUUGACGAACAAUCAUACGAGGUAACGUUAUCUGAAAACGUAACUGCCGGCUCACGAGUGAUUCAGGUGCACGCAACUGACAAAGAUACAGGUGUUUAUGGCAGUAUCCGAUAUACCGGUAUAACAGGAGAAGGCAGUCAAGCUUUCACUAUGGAUUCAGACACUGGAUUAAUAACUGUCGCUAUGGGCUCUUCCUUAGAUCGUGAAGUUGCAGCAAGACUUGUAUUAACCGUUGAAGCUCGGGAUGAAAAUGGCAAUGGCAACAGUGGCAUUGUUCCUUUAAUAGUUAAUCUACUUGACGUGAAUGAUAAUGCACCAAUAUUUGAAAAGGACGUUUACGAGUUUAUGUUGAACUCUGAUCUAACUAAUUUUACAUCACCAGCUUUGAUAAAGGCGAUUGACGCUGACGCAGAGCCACCCAACAAUGUAGUUAGAUACGAAUUAGUUUACGGAAACUACGGGAAGAAGUUCGAUUUAAACGAAACGAGCGGUGAAUUAAUACUUCUGUUGCCGAUUACGAAAUUCAGACAAAAGAAACAGAGCGCAUACGAGAAAUUUUCGAAGAAAGCUAAAACGAAAUUUGUCAAUAGUCAAGAAGAGACACGAAACGAUUUCUUAAUGGUGACUAGAAAUGUUGAGGAGAAUGAAUCUACGAGGAUUAACUUGGGAAAUUUAACGAAGGAAAUGUCGACGGAAGUUAUAAAGAAACGACGAAAACGAGCUGACGACGAUGCACUGUACACUCUCACUGCCAGAGCAUACGAUCUAGGUGUACCGCAUCUUUCGAGUACAACAAAAAUUCGGAUCCUCAGUGGAAUCGCAAUGGAAGCACGCAUAAUGAUGUUCGUGGUGCCAGGAGAACAGCCGAACUCAACGAAAACUGCUGAAACUUUAGCUGCUAUUACAGGUGGUCGAGUGACUGUGUUAGAGACGCGACCUUAUAUUCAACGGAAUGAUACUGGAAGUACAGGGAUUCUUCCUGGAGGAGGAAAAAAGAGUAUUAUCGUGGCUCGCGUCGAGCAAACGGAACCAGGUACGUCUUUGGUAGAUGUAGAAAAGAUUCGAGAAGCUUUAGCUGCAAAUGGAGUCGGAAUCAUUGCUGGAAACGCGAUUAUGAACACGAGUAUACAUAUCGACAAUACAAACGUUCCUGUUGAUGGAACUCCACAUCAUACAAAUGUCAAUGAUGGUCAAACGACUCUUGUUAACAAUACUAUUGCUACUGCUCCAAGCGAAGAAGUGACGGUGUACAAAGCAGAAAAUAAAUUAUUAUUCUGGCUUCUGAUAAUCCUGGUGUUACUUAUACUUUUGGCCAUUGCCGCGUUAAUUAUCUGCUGCAUAUGUCCUGGCUGUCCUUUUUAUAUGGCACCCAGAAAAAGACGAGUACAUUCGUCGGAAACAUUGGUCGUACGAUCAGAUGGAAGACCAAAACGACAUCUUCAUCGGCAGCCUGCGGUAGCUACCGAAGUAUCGUGGAAUGGAAGGAAACAGGCGUGGAGUGCUGAUCCAACAAGAAGAAAUUGGCAAUUCAAUAGAAGAAACGUAAAGAAUUGUUCGCUUCCUGGCGACGUUGCUUACAUUUCUGGGCAACCAAACGACGUUCAAAUGAACCUUGAAGCUCAAAGAUUAAGAGAUGGACAUUCUUACGAUCACUCGAGGAAGGGCAGAAUAAAUGAACAAGAAAGAAUGUACAUGGAGGAUGUGGAGGAUCAAAAGGCAAGAGGUUAUCGUACUGCGGAAUUGGACUCUUUACAACGACAUGAAAUGGAAAGAGGUUCCGAUCUGCAACAUCAAGCUUAUAGGCAAAGAUUCGUGGAAGCCGACAUGAACGAAGAACCAACUGUCAGAGAGCAACAUUUCUUCCGCGAAGGAAACGCUGAAGUCUUACGGUUAGUGACACGAGGACAAGUGGAAGAUACGACAAGCCAUCUUCACCAACCUCAUCAUCACCGCCCAACAGCCUUGAUCGUAGAUGGCAAGGAUAUAAUUCUGCAAAGAUUCAUAGAAGACCAGAAGUCGAGGCACGAGUUGUCGAUGCAGGACAUCGAAGCCGCGCGUAGCAUGGAAUCGCAUCAACGAUCGAAAGAAGUAUGUCAGCAACAACAGCCAGAGAUAAUCCUGAUACCUGACAGGUUGGAUCUCGGUCAUAGGCAGCACAUCGAAGAGAUAGGACCUAACGUGCAGAGGCUAGUGAUCGAUCACGGUGACUAUGGUUCGCAAAAGAUAGACAAGGAAUCUCUAAGGGAAUCUCAAAUGAGAGAAACUAUGAGGCAAGAGAAGCAAGAGGCUGUUGCAAGUGGUGUUCCAAUUGCUGAAAGACCGCCGGCCGUUACCACAGAUCACGUUCAAGCAAAUAGCGGACAGUAUCCGUUUCACGACUUGGAGCUAGCAAGACAAAACGCGCUAUUGACUCGAUUACUACUCGAAAGAGAAAAUCGUCGUGCAGGAGCCGGUGGAGUGGAUUCCACAAGUUACUUAGAAACGCAAAGCCUUCCCGGACAAGUAGCGAUCGCCACUCAAACCGAUAGAACAGCGGCCACUCAAACGGAACGUCAGGUGAAAAGUAGAAGCGACAACGACGAAUCCGACGAAGAGUCAAGACACAGGAAAAAAUUGAAGUCUAGGAAGAAGUACGGCGAUGGAGAUUGGAAAAGGUCUAGGACUCUAUGGAUGAAGUCGCCGAUCGAAGAAGAAGUGAGCCCUUGUUUCGAUAAACGAUUGAGUAUUCUGAGGAAAAAAGUGAGGGAGGUGAAAGAAGGCAGGAAGAUUUCUCUGGAGCCGGAUGUGCUGAGGGAAAUCUCGGAUUCUUUGGAUGGAAACGGAAGUUCGUACAAAGGCGAAGAGGACGAAACGAUGCGGAGUUAUCAAAAAACCGAACGCACGAGUAUCAGUUAUAAGAUUCUGAACGAGAAGGAGACUGGCUCGCAAUCUUCCGAGGAGAUACGUAAGGAGAGGCACGAGAAAAGUUGCGAGGACGUGACUGACGAUCAAAAGAUGAACGUCACUGAGUCCACUUCCUCGCCAGAAAUAAAAGUUCAACGUGAAAAGUACGUCCGCGAGAAGGCAGACGGUAGAAGUCCGAAAAAGGAGGGAAAAUCGAAGACGCAGAAAAAAUCAGAUGGCGUGAUAAAGCCGAGUUUCAGGAUUCUUGAGAAAGAGUUUACAAUGCUAACGAAGAAGCUGAGCAAACUGGGUGACAAAAAAUUUCACGAGAGCACUGGCAGCGACAGCACGAGCCAGGAGAAGUCAGACUCGUUUGCGAAAGAGCCGAAGAAGGACUUGGAUCAGAAAAUCGCGAAGAAGAUGGAUUCCUCGAGUUCUCAGAAACAAGCAGCUGAAUGUACCGCGAGCUCGUUAAAGGCCGAACAGAAAGGAAAACAGAAGAAGGAGUCAGCCAUAGCUAAAACGAAACAAAAGCUGAAAUAUCAACAGAGUCAAGUGAUCAGUACGGGAAGUUCCGAGUUCGACGAUGCUCUUGACAAACCAAAGAAAUUUUGCGGAACUCGUCACGAAAGCGUGAAACAGAAGCAACCAAUUAGCACUCAAGGUCAUGCGAAAGUGAAACGUCAAACGCAUAUGGAGCGACGAGAACCUAAAAAGCAAAUGUCCGAAUUCCGAGACGAAGAAGUUGAGAAGCGAAAGGAAGCUCCCUCGAAGGAAACACCAAAGGCUGAAUUGAAGUCUGAGAGGAUUGGGAAAAUGAUGAUAAAAGCACCGAAACUGGGUACUAUAUCUCGUAAACAGAACAUCGCUGAAGAAACCAGUACCAGUACGGAAGAAAGAAGAGGAGGAAGAGAUGCGUUUACUCCAAGAGAUUUCGAAAAGAAAAGCAGUACAGAUUUUUCGGAAGGAGAUUCAAACGGCGUACAGCAACGCGUGGUAGAAAGGUUUCCAAAGAAGAUAAUUGAAAAAUUUAGCGACGACUUCGUUGAAGAACCGAAGAAAGAAAUCGUGGAACAACAAGCAACAAUUUCUAUGGGAGAAGAGCGGGAUACAACGAACGUAGAAAAACACAAGAUUGAUACAGAGAAGGAAUUAUGUAUUCCUGACACGAUACAGGUGUCAAAAAAUGGGAUGAAGUGGAUUCGAGAUACGUUUGAAGAACCUGCGAAACCUGAAGAACAUAUAAGUGCAAAGAAAUCGAUCGAUGAUUCUACGGCUCAUGCUAAAGAAGAAUUGAUUACAGGUUUUACGGCUAUUGAUAUGAUGGCUGCAACUAAGAAAGAAGAGCUCAGUGAAACUACCGUACGAGAUCGGCAAACUGAUAAAACUUCGUCUGAAAAAAAACCUAUGGAGAGUAUAAAAUAUGGCGAUACAGCUGAAAAAAAAGAAAGUACGCAGACAGAUAAAUCAACGAGCGAAGCUGAAAAAGGCAUAGCUGAACAUAUAAAGGAUAAAUUAGAAGAUUAUAAGGAAGAAGAUAAAUCAUUAGAUGAGUCCAAAGGGCAAAUUGAAAUGAAACCAUUGAGCGAGUUAGAAGAGCGGAAACAAGAUGAUAAAGAAGAUGAUAAAUACGAGUAUUUGGAGCAGAAAAUGAAAAAGCUGUCAAAAGAUGUUGGGGAAGAGAGUGUAGCUUUAAAAGAGCUUAAGAGGGCAGAAGUAGAAUAUAGAGCUGAAGGAAUUUCUACAGGAAAGGAAGAAGCAGAAAAAGAACUAGAAGUCGAAGUUGAUGCUCUUAAAGGAGAAGAUCGUAGUGAUCAAAUAGGUACAGUGCAAAAGAUCGAAGAACCAGUUGAGAAAUAUAUAAGAACUGAAAUGCCAAGUAAUGGACAGGACAAUGUGAGACAAGAUGUGGCAGAUGAAUCAAAAAUACGUGGGAAAGAAGACAAAACAGAUAAAACUAAUGGAGAAAAGGAAAAAUCAGUAAAAAAUGUAGAUGGUUCAAAAUUAGAUCACGCUACUAUCGAGGAGAAGGAAGGUUCGAUACAAGCAACAUCUAGUGACCAGGAGAAAAAAAAGAUCGCCUCAGACACAACCGAAAUUCCCCGUGAAAAAGAAACUACGUCAAUGAUCGAAACUUACGAUCGAAAGGCUGAAGAAAAUGUUUUUUUAGAUGAACAGAAAAAGUACGACGAAAACGUUACAAGAAUUAAACCCAUUGAUCAAAUUAUAGAAAGUACUUUCGUAGAUGAAGAUAAAGAAGGCAUUAGUGAUAAAAACGAAGUUAUGGUGAAAGCUACAACUGAGGAUGGCAUAGCUGUUGAAAAGGCAAGUGAGGAUUAUAAAAUUACUGACAAAGUAACUGAGGAUCAAAAAUUUGAUAAGAAAAUAAUGGAUGAUCGUAAAAUUUUUCCAGAAGCAACUACGGAUCAAGAAGUUGAUAGAGAAAUAGAUAAGGAUCAGAAAAUUGAUGAACAAGCGAGGGAAAUUGAUCAAAUUACUCGAGAAGAAACCUCUGGGGACCCCAAAAUUAUCGAAGAAGCAAGGAAAGAUAAAAAAAUGGAUAAAGAAGUAACUGAGGGUCAGAAAGUUGAUAAAGAAACCACUAAGUUUACAAAAAUGGAUACAGAAACGAAAGAGGAUGAUAAAAUUCUUGAUAAGACACCAGCGGACCAUAAAAUUAUUGGAGUUACUGGAGACAAAAAGACUUCUAAAGAAACAACUGACCUUGAAAUUGCUGAAACAGUAAUUCCAGAUAAUAAAAUUGUUAUAGAAACAACUGAAGAUCGGAAAAUUGAUGAAAAAGCAGCAGAGGGGUAUAAAAUUUCCAAAGAACCUACUAUGGACAAAGAAAUGACGAAAUCGACAACUACAGAUUAUAAAAUUGGUAAAGAAACAAGGGAUGAUGACAAUAUUGGUGGAGAACCAACUGCAGAUCAGAAAAUUGGUAAAGAAACAAAGGACGAUGAUGACAAUAUUGGUGGAAAACCAACUGCAGAUCAGAAAAUUGGUAAAGAAACAAAGGACGAUGAUGACAUUGCUGGAGAACCAACUACAGAUCAGAAAAUUGGUAAAGAAACAAAGGACAAUGAUGGCAUCGCUGGAGAAUCAAUUGCAGAUCAGAAAAUUGGUAAAGAAAUAAAGGACGAUGAUGACAUUGCUAGAGAACCAACUGCGGAUCAGAAAAUUGGUAAAGAAACAAAGGACGAUGAUGACAAUAUUGGUGGAGAACCAACUGCAGAUCAGAAAAUUGGUAAAGAAACAAAGGACGAUGAUGACAUUGCUGGAGAACCACCCGCAGAUCAGAAAAUUAUAGAAACUGUUGAGAAACAAGACACUGUUAAAGAAGAAACUAAACAUUAUGAAACUGUUGAAAAAGCAACCGAGGGCUUCAAAAUUACUGAACCAGAAGCUACAUAUCAUAAAAUGGUUGAAAAGACAACUGAGGAUCACACAAGUGUUGGCGAUCUCGGAAUUUUAACAGAAGCUAUCGUUGAUUUCAUUGGUAAAGAGAAAACGUCCGAUGAGGAGAAAAAAAUUUCAAUGGAAAUCGAUAAGGACAAAGUUAGUGAGAAAGAAGCUAUUUUUUUAGACAAAGGAAAGGUGCCUGGUGAGCAAGCAGGAACUACAGAUCUUAAAUCGGAUGAUCAGCAAAUAGACAAAGAAGUUAGUCUAAAUGGAAAAGAAGAAAUCGUACAUAUUACGUCUGAUAAUGAAAAUGAAAAGAGAAAAAGUAGUUCUCCCAAAGAAAAGGAAACCUGUGCAAAAAAAGAUGUUACGAAAGAACCAGUUACUAGCGACGAUCACAAAAUUAGUGAGAGAGAUGUUUCUAUUGAUACGAAGGAGGAAACACUUGUUGAAGAAGAAAAGGAAACUGUGAAAAGUGAAGAAACCAAAGAACAAGCAAGUAUUAUCGACGAUAAAGAAAAGGAAAAAUAUCACGAUAAAGAAGAAAAAAUAACUAUAGACACUGUAAAAAUUGACGACCAUCCGGUCGAAGAAAAAGAAAUUGAUAAAGGAAUGCAAAAAAUAGACGAUUCCAAAGCUUCUGAGAAAGAGAGUACAGAAACAGAAGAAACUGAUGACAGUCAAAUUCCUGUCGAGGGAAUUGUCCCAAAAAUUUCAGAAAUUAAACAGCAAAUUACAAUCGAAAAAAAGGAUGAUAUAUCAACGAUUCAAGAUUAUCAAAUCGAUAAAGAAGUCAUUCCCAUGAAGAUACCUGAUGACACCACUGAAGAAAAAGAUGAUUCGUUAGAAAGAACAAUCACUAAGAAAGAAGGUAGUGAAACAACAAAGGAUUCAACGGAAGUGUCUACUUCGAUCGAUGGUGAUAUGAAAAAAGAAAGUCCAAUGGAGACAUCAGCUGUUGAUGAUCCCACUGAUAAAACAGAUGGUGUCUUCGACACAUUAACGAAUGGCAAAGGAUCGGUAAUUCCGAGUAGCGAAAAAGAAAUUGCAACUAUCGAACAAUCAUCUACAAACGAUAGAAUUAUCGAGAAAGAAGUUGCUUCGUUAUCUUUCGACAACAGAGAAGAGAAAGAAAAGAAUGAAGCCCAAAUUUCGAGUAUUAGUAAAUCUCCGACUCCUCGAAUAGAUGGCGAGUCUGGGGCACUUGUUGAACCACCAGUAGAUGACAAACAAACGAAAGAAGACGUGGGGAAAGAUAAAAUUAUUGAUCUCUCCGAUGAUGACAAAAUAAUAUCAACUUCAAAGGAUGCGGCAAAAAAGGUUGAGCAAAUUAAUGUUCUUGAAGAAGCAAGGGAAGAAGAAUCCGACGAAAAGAUAAAAAUCGAUGACUCCUCGAGAGACGAAGCGACAAAAUUAGUGGCAGAAGAAUCUGUCGAGAAAUCAGAAAUUAGUAAACCUUUAAAGGACGAGCCAGCAACACCGGCGAAAGAAAAACAAGACACCGCCAAGGAGUUAUUCGAAAAAACGCACGAAGUGAGCAAGGAACCUGAGAAACUUUCGGAUAAUGAAACAGCAGAUAGCAAACUAGCACGAACUACUGAGAAGGUGGAGCAAUUGCACGAACCGUCAGGUAAAGUGAGCAGUAGUUUUCAGGAAAUCGAAUUGGUUGAAACUUCCCCGCAGAUGUACGAGACGACAGAGAAAGAAAAGUUUGCGUUUGAUUCCACUAUACGGAAAGCUUCAACAGAUUCCGGGAAAAUAUCCGAAUCCGAAGAGCAGUUGAAGUCAGAGAGCGAGCAAACUGAAUUACAGGAAGUAGAACAAUUUGUUGAGGAACAAACUUUUACCGCGGAGGAAGCCGACAUUCAGAGGGAGGCAUUUCCGGAGGAACAGUCAAAUAUGAGAUUUAAUGUAGCUACGAUUGUCCCCAAUGGCGAAUCAGAUAAGCAAGAUCUAACGAAGCCGAAAAUGGAUAAAACUUUGCCUCUAGAGGAAGAUAUAGGGCAAGAAGAGAGGCAGGAAGUACCUGUUGAGGGAAAAUUUAUAGACGUAAGCCUUCCACUUUUUACAAGCAUAAUAGAUACGGUGGUUGAUUCUGAAGAUAGUGAUUCAUCGAGUGAUAUUUCCAGGAAGACAACGUUAACUACCAGACCGUAUCAGACACCACGACAUCGCGCUCCACAACUUUCUGAGAAAGAAAUUAGUCAAACGGAGCAGGCAACUGAGCUACAGAACAUGGAAGAUGAGGAACGAGUGACGAUAUCGAUCGAAGAGAUAGAAGAUGAGGACGUAGAAUCUUCGAAGGAAGACAAAAUGUUCGUGGAGUUUGAAGAUACAAGCGAAACAGAAGAAGAUAAAGAAACUGUAUUAAGGGAAAGGACUAUGGAUAUACAAACGCAUUUUAGUCCGAAGAAAAUAAUCACAGCAACUGACAUAGAAGAUAUGAAGAAAGACGAGCAAACAGAAUCUGGAUGCAGUUUAGAACUGGAUAAAGAAUCUGGAACGAAGGAGUGCGAUACAAAAGCUGAAAAACAAGAUAAAGCUCGUGACAAAGAAUAUUCGACUAGUACGAAACAUGUAAAGGAUACGAAAAUAGAUUCUGACUACGAUAGAAAGCCUGAUAGACAAGAUGAGGUUCGCGAGAAAGAAUCGUCGACUAGUACACAACGUGUAAAAGAUACAGAACUAGAACACGAAAUGAAAGAGGGCGAUGAAAAGGUUGAUAAGCCAGAUGAACCGUCAUUAAUUUCUAAACUUGCAAAAACCGAGACCUUUAAAGUUACCGAUAGAAGAAUGAAAGAGCUGGAAAAGAAAAGAGUAAUUCAACGAGGGAAGAAAAAAAGUUCUUCCGAGGAAUCUUCCGAGGAGAAAGCGACUCAUUUUCACGAUGUAACGAGUCACGGUGGGUAUCGGACACGUAGAAAGCUCCCGGAAGAACAAUUGAAGCAAAAAGAUAGCGAUCAAACGAAACAAUCAAGGAAACGAGAUGAGGAGUCACGGCGAAAGCAAUCUCUGUCGAAAUUGAAAGCCGAAAAGGACAAAAAAUCAUCCAGUAGCAGCGAGAAAUAUCCAACUCCACCGAAAACUGGAGAAAUCGAUACGAGUAAGACACGACCGAAAUACAUGGCCUGGUACAAAAAGAAUCGAGAAGAAAUGGAAAAGAAACGAGCCGAAUUAAUGGCUACGGACGACGAGGAGCAACUUCCUCGAUGGUUACGAAGGAGUAUGAAAAAUCAAAAAGCUGAGAAGGAAGGUAAAAAGUUAUCGAGCCAUAAAACUGCUGACACGACUCCACGGACGAGACGCAAAGUGAAACCUUUGGUAAACGUCGAGUCUGAACAAUUGAAAGCCAUCGUUCGUCAAGGAAGAAAAUUAAGGAGAGCCGAAGGGGGAAAAAACGAAGAUCCACCGGUUCAAAUAUUCGCAGCAACGCCACCCUCGGUAUCGCAAGAUCCUAAAUAUCAUUUGCUACAACAUUCUGAAUACAAAUACGAAAAGAUAUCUGCGCCAUUUUACCUUCAUCCUCCACCUGCUCCUCAUCCCUCGCCGCAACUGUCACCACAACAUUUUGAUAUUCCACCUACGAUGGAACAAGCGUGUACCGGUGAAGAUUUCGAUUCUGGAAUAGCAAUAUCGUUGCAGGGUGGCAACAGGUUGCGACACCAACAAUUAUUAGAAAAGAAAAGUGUAUUUGAUAUCGCUUACAGCGAAGCUGCCCCUUCUCAACUUCGUUCUGAUAGUACUACACCUCCGUCUUAAAUUAAUAAUAAUUUGAGAAUCUUUUGUCUUUGUAGAAAACUAUCCUUCUCCGUCAUUUAACGAUUUUGAAAAUAUUUAUUCAGGACGGAUACAUUGUUAAACAUUUUUUGAAUAUUUUACGCGACAAUUAACUUUAUACAAUUAAUCAGUUGUUACAGUUUAACAAGUGUACAGGACGAGGCGAGGACAGAUUUAAAUCUAUUAUUAUCGAGCUCUUAAAUGUUAUGAAUCGUAAAAGAAAAAGGAAAAAGACACAAACUAAACUAAAAAUGACUAAAUUACGCACAAAAAAUGCAGGGUUAAUUAUAACAUAAAGUAGAUUUCAAAAAUUGUCACGUUUUAGAAUUUACACUUUGAUAAAGAAUAAUAUGAAACCAAUAUGAGAUUUGAAAAUGCAUUUAAUCAUAAAAUUUGAAAAAACGUUCAAUUUCGAUCAAGAGUGAUAAGUAUCUAUACAUAGUAUUUACCAUAAAAAUAACAUUGAAAGGAAUCUGAUAGAGUUUAAUGCAUUUUACAUAUGUAUAUGUACAAAUUUUAUCAAUAUUCAUUAUGAAAUAAAAAUAUUUAAUAAUAUAAGUAAUUUUAUCUGAAAGAAAUCUAUAAAAUCUAAUAUAAAGAAGCAAACAGAACUAUUCACUAAAAAUUUUAAAAUAUAUUGUAUAGUGCUCACAAC